CACUCGCGAGUCGACUCAUCACACCUUCGUCACGUUCCGCUUCAGUAUUGUGAGAUUUUACACACAGGGGCUUUUUUCUGACUGCCUAAGCCUGCUGUAUAUGAUCUUCUGUGUUGGAGCUGCGCAUGUAAACUUGAUGAUGACAGCCUGAAAGCAAGAAAGAAGGAAAGAAAAAAAAGAAAGAAAGACUGACAGCACGCACCUUUUAGAAAGCUGUCAAACCGGCUGGACUCGCCGAGACCCCGGAAGCGUGCGAGCAAAGCGAGGGAUGGAAGUGCUUCAUUUGUCUUCUGGUGGUUUCCGAUAAAAGCUUACAUUCUUUCUCCUUUAUUUCUGAUACAUAUAGUUUAAAAGGGUUGCGUGAACAGAAUGGCCGCUUCUGCUAUCUUCAUCCUGGACCUGAAGGGAAAGGUGCUUAUAUGUCGGAAUUACAUGGGCAAGGUUAACAUGAGUGAGAUCGACCACCUCAUGCCUAUCAUGAUGAAGAGGGAAGAGGAUGCAGAACUAUCACCUGUAGUGUGCCAUGGCUCCAAUCACUUCUUGUACAUCAAACAUAGCAACAUUUACUUGGUAGCAAUAACUAAGAAGAAUACCAAUGCUGCUCUUGUGUAUUCCUUCCUGUACAAGAUAGUGGAGGUUUUCACUGAAUAUUUUAAGGUUGUGGAGGAAGAGAGCAUUCGCGACAACUUCGUGACUGUCUAUGAGCUAAUGGAUGAGGUCAUGGAUUUUGGGUUCCCUCAGACCACAGAUAGCAAGAUCUUGUUGGAGUACAUCACCCAGCAAGGGCAUAAACUGGAGGUGGGUGCCCCACGUCCCCCGGCAACCGUCACCAAUGCUGUUUCCUGGAGGUCCGAGGGCAUCAAAUACAGGAAGAAUGAAGUGUUUAUGGAUGUCAUUGAGUCUGUCAACCUACUGGUCAGUGCUACAGGCAGCGUCCUGCGCAGUGAGAUUCUGGGCUGCAUUAAACUGAAGGUUGUUCUCUCUGGAAUGCCUGAGCUGAGGCUAGGCCUCAAUGACAAAGUGCUCUUUGAAAUCACAGGCAGAGAGAAGAGCAAGUCUGUGGAGUUAGAGGAUGUGAAGUUUCAUCAGUGUGUGCGACUCUCUCGCUUUGAGAAUGACCGAACCAUUUCCUUCAUUCCCCCUGAUGGAGAGAGCGAACUCAUGUCUUACCGCCUCAAUACCACCGUGAAACCCCUAAUAUGGAUUGAAAGUGUGAUUGAGAAAUUUUCCCAUAGCCGAGUUGAGAUCAAAGUUAAGGCCCGUAGCCAGUUUAAGAGCCGAUCCACUGCCAACAACGUGGUUAUCCUAGUGCCUGUGCCUAGUGACGCUGACUCACCCAAAUUUAAGACCAGCACAGGCCAUGCCAAGUGGGUACCUGAGAAGAGUGCUGUGGAGUGGACCAUCAAAUCCUUUCCAGGAGGAAAGGAGUACAUAAUGAGAGCGCAUUUUGAACUGCCGAGCGUGGAGAGCGAUGAACAAGAGGCAAAAAGGCCAAUCACAGUGAACUUUGAGAUCCCUUAUUUCACAGUGUCUGGUAUUCAGGUCCGAUACUUAAAGAUAAUUGAGAAGAGUGGCUACCAGGCAUUACCAUGGGUGCGAUAUAUUACGCAGAGUGGAGAUUAUCAGCUAAGGACAAACUGAACGUCUUUGUGCGAGCGGUGCAGGUUCGCACACGAAGCGUUGACCUUCUGUCUGCUUCGCCUCUGAAAAGGGGAGACAAAAAGAGACAGAGACAGUGCAGUGCUGUUCUCACACUGCAGUCAAGCAGUUAUGGCCUAUUUCUCUUACGCUUUGUGGGUGUGCGUGUAUUUUGUGUGUGUGUGUGUGUGUGUGCUCAGGUAUGUGAAUGAAUGAAUGAAUGAAUGAAUGUGUGAAUAAAUGUGUUAAAACGAAUAAUGAACACAAAACUAACAAAGUAGUCCACGUGAUAUUGUUUCAUGUGGGACUGAUCACUUUGUUUAUUUUGUAAUUUAAUUCAUUAAUAAAUGUCGACUGUUACGUU
Molecule: messenger RNA, 2002 nt
Organism: Silurus meridionalis
Lineage: Eukaryota; Metazoa; Chordata; Actinopteri; Siluriformes; Siluridae
Gene: ap1m3
Product: adaptor related protein complex 1 subunit mu 3
Exons: 12
Coding region: 370-1641 (423 amino acids)
Biological process (GO): vesicle-mediated transport; intracellular protein transport
Cellular component (GO): clathrin adaptor complex; clathrin-coated vesicle
Molecular function (GO): clathrin-cargo adaptor activity
Source: RefSeq, a predicted model, not a curated record